AUGAGACAACAAGUUCGCCUUGAUGCAAAAACUUUUCACAAACGUGCACGAAAUUUAUUGUCUUCUUGGAAGGCUUCGCUCAAAAAAGGUGCCUCUGACGAACUUUUCCAAGGUGCCUCCGCAAUUCUCGCCGUAAUAGGCGAAUUGCAAGAAGAUUACCCUUAUCAAAAAUCCAUAGCAUUGGAGAGCUGGCUCUUAGGACUAGAAAUACCUAAUGUAUUGAUCCUCUUCACAACCGAAAAAAUAUAUUUUGUGGCAAGCGAGAGUAGAGCAAAUAUGUUAGAAGAUUUAAAACUGGGUGAAAAGCAAAUACCCAUUGAGAUUCUCAAACGAACUAAGGAUGCUAGUCAUAAUCGUAAAUUAUUAGAACAAAUCUGCUCUAUUAUGCAGGAAACAAAUACAGAGAAACGCAUUGGUAUACUGCCAAAACAAAAAUAUACCGGCAGCUUUCUAGAAGAAUGGCAAAAGGUAUACGAGGACAUAAAAUCCAGUGUACAAGAAGUCGAUGUUUCUGCUGGUGUAGCUUCCACUUUAUCCAUCAAAGAUGAAGAUGAAUUGAAAUUAAUAAAAAUUGCCAGUAAAAUAAGCUCUACCCUUAUGAGGAGAGUCUAUGAUACUUUGGGUACAAUUAUCGAUGAAGGAAAAGAUAUGAAGCACGAUCAACUUGCUGAAGAAAUACAGACAAUGAUUGAGACUGAUAAAACGCUUGCUAAAAUUGCUAAUGGUCCAGAUCUUGACUUGGAAAAACUGGAAUCCUGCUAUACACCAAUAAUUCAAAGUGGCGGAAAAUACGAUCUGAAAUCCUCGGCACAAUCUACUGACGAAAAAUUACAUACCGGAAGUGGAAGUAUUGUCUUAUGUUCAUUAGGAGCAAGAUAUAAAUAUUAUUGUUCCAAUAUUGGAAGAACAAUUCUUAUACAAGCAACUAAGACUCAAGAAAGGAAUUAUCAGUUCCUUUUGGAUCUUCAGCGGCAUGUUUUGGAAUAUAUAAAAGAUGGCACAAAAAUACGAGAUGUAUACUCAAAAGCUAUUGAUUAUAUUAAAACCAAGCGUCCCGAUCUCGAAAAUGCCUUUGUUAAAACUCUUGGCUUUGGGAUGGGAAUUGAAUUCCGUGAGGGAAAUUACCUUUUGAAUCCUAAAAACACGAGAGAAUUAAAGAGUGGAAUGAUAUUAAAUCUAUCGAUAGGUUUUCAGAAUCUUAAAAACGAACAAGCAGAAGAUAAUAAACGAAGUGAAAAUUAUUCACUUUUAGUAAUUGAUACAGUACGAGUGACCAAUGAUCGGCCUAUUAUAUUAACCGAUUAUCAAAAAACCUUAAAUUCUGUGUCUUAUACUUUUAUGGAUGAAGGGAAAAGCGAUCAAGAAGCAAAGAAAGAAAACAAACGGCCAGUCAAACAAACUGAGCCAAAGAAAGCUUCAGCAAAAAAAAGUGCUGUACUGAGAACUAAAUUCAGGAGUGAAGAACAGCGCGAAGAAACUAAAGAUCAACAACGCAGAGCACAUCAAAAGGAAUUAGCGGCUUUAAAACAAGCAGAAGGAUUGGCUAGAUUUGCUGAAUCAUCAGAUCAGCAAACAUAUCAACAGCAAGUUUUCUUUCAAAAAUUCGAAAGCUAUAAACGGGAUUCUGCUUUGCCUAAAGAAGUCAAAGAACUUAAGAUUGUUGUAGAUCAAAAAAACGAAUCAAUCAUUUUACCUAUUUAUGGUUUUGCUGUGCCUUUCCAUAUUUCAACGUUAAAAAAUGCAAGUAAGAAUGAAGAGGGAGAUUUCACUUAUUUGCGUUUGAAUUUCUUGACUCCAAAUCAAGCAUCCGGCAAGAAAGAAGAUAUGCCAUUUGAUGACACGAAUGCAACCUUUGUUCGUGCUGUUUCAUAUCGAAGUACAGAUCCAUAUUUAUCUGAAAUUCACAAAAAGAUUCUCGAUCUUAAGAAAAGUGCCUCCAAAAAAGAAGCAGAGCGUAAAGAACGGGCAGAUAUCGUUGAACAGGAUAAGCUCAUAGAGUUAAAAGGUCGAAGGCCUCAACGAUUGUCAGAUGUAUUUGCAAGACCUGGGUUAGAGGGCAAACGAGCGCCAGGAGAGCUCGAAAUACAUCAGAAUGGAUUAAGAUAUCAUGCUAGUAAAACGAAUCAGAAAAUAGAUAUUCUGUUUAGUAAUGUCAAACAUAUGUUUUUCCAACCUUGCGACAAUGAACUCAUCGUCUUGUUGCAUGCACAUUUGAAAAAUCCUAUUAUGAUUGGCAAGAAAAAAACAAAGGACAUUCAAUUUUAUCGAGAGGCUUCAGAUGUUCAAUUUGAUGAAACAGGCAACCGUAAAAGAAAAUAUCGAUAUGGUGAUGAAGACGAAUUGGGUGCCGAGCAGGAAGAGCGCAGAAGGCGGGCUCAAUUGAAUAAAGAAUUCAAAUCUUUUGCAGAAAAAAUAGCUGAUGCAACUGAUCGAAUAGAAGAAAUUGAGAUUCCUUAUAGAAAUUUAGGAUUCAAUGGGGUUCCUUUUAGAACCAAUGUUUUACUUCAACCUACAAAUGAUGCUCUUGUUCAUUUAACUGAUCCCCCAUUCUUGGUGAUAACACUUGCUGAUAUAGAGAUUGCUCAUUUGGAACGUGUUCAGUAUGGGUUGAAGCAUUUUGAUAUUGUAUUUGUAUUUAAAGAUUACUCGCGUACUCCUGUACACAUCAAUACAAUUCCGAUGGAACAAUUAGAAAAUGUGAAGGAAUGGCUAGACAACGUAGAUGUGACAUUCACUGAAGGACCUGUUAAUCUGAAUUGGACACAGAUUAUGAAGACAAUAAACGCUGACCCUGCAGAAUUUUACAAGGAAGGUGGUUGGUCAUUCUUAGCCGAGAAUGAGGAUGGUGAAGGUUCAGACGCAUCCUCUGACUCUGCAAGUGAAUACCAAUUAAGUGAAAGUGAGCCUGAUGAUGACGAUAGCGGAAGUAGUUAUGAUGAAGAUGCUUCGGACGACAACUCUGCUUCAGUCGAAGAGGAGACUGAAGAAAAUAAUCGUUCAAAGGGUGUCUAUUCAAACUUUAUAAACGGUCGAUAUUUCACGACUAAAGUCGUAAAAAUGCCUAAGUUAAAAGAUCCUUCGUUAUUUCGUGAAGCAGCCUUUAUAAAUGGUGACUGGGCCAAAUCCGUCUCUGGAAAAACCUUUGCAGUUUUGGAUCCAGCUACAGAAAACGAGAUUGGCAAAGUACCAGAUAUGGAUAAAGAGGACACUCAAAUUGCUAUAAAAGCUGCAAGAGAAGCCUUUAAAAAUUGGUCAGAUCAAACAGCAAAGUAUCGACAUGAUAUGCUCAAGAAUUGGUAUUCACUCAUAAUAGAACAUCAACAAGAUCUUGCAUUGAUUCUUACUCAAGAGAAUGGUAAGCCAGUUUCAGAAGCUCUCGGUGAGAUUAAAUACGGUGCCAGUUUUAUCGAAUGGUUCGCCGAGGAAGCAACUCGCACAUACGGCGAUGUUAUUCCCUCACCAAAUAAAAAUCAAAGAUUUGUGGUACAAAAGCAACCGGUUGGCGUUGCGGGUAUAAUUACCCCUUGGAAUUUCCCGAAUGCUAUGAUAACUCGUAAAGUCGGUGCCGCUUUGGCUGCUGGAUGUACUGUAGUUGUUAAGCCUGCCGCGGAAACGCCGUUCUCGGCUUUGGCAAUAGCAGAAUUGGCGAAUAAAGCAGGAUUACCUAAAGGUGUUUAUAACGUGGUGACUAGUCAUGAAAAAUAUAAAGAAGUAGGGUUGGAAAUAACCACCAAUCCUAUUAUUAAAAAAGUUUCUUUUACUGGUUCAACAGCAGUUGGAAAAUUGUUGAUGGAACAAAGUUCAAGUACAUUAAAGAAAAUUACUCUCGAACUAGGUGGAAAUGCACCCUUUAUCGUUUUUGACGAUGCAGAUAUUGACGCAGCAGUCAAAGGCGCGGUUGCUUCAAAGUUUCGCAGCUCAGGUCAAACAUGUGUAUGCGCUAAUCGAAUUUUUGUUCAAUCGUCUGUGUACGCCGAGUUCGCCUCACAUUUCACUCAAAAAGUAUCCAACUUCCGAGUGGGUAAUGGGUUCGAUUCAGAUACAACUCACGGUCCAUUAAUAAAUCGCAAAGCUAUAGAAAAAUGUACGCGACAUGUUGAUGACGCGGUCUCAAAGGGCGCAGAAAUACUAAUAGGCGGGAAACAUCUUAAGGGAAAUUUCUAUGAGCCAACUGUACUUUCCAAUCUGCAUCCUGAAAUGUUGAUCUGUCAAGAAGAAACCUUUGGCCCGAUAGCCGGAAUUUUCAAGUUUGAUACAGAAGAACAAGUUAUCGCGAUGGCUAAUUCAACAGAGUCCGGUCUGGCGGGAUAUUUCUAUAGUCGAGAUGUUGGACGAUGUUGGCGCGUUGCUGAGGCUUUGGAAGUGGGUAUGGUAGGAAUAAAUACAGGAAUAAUCAGUAGUUGUGAAACACCAUUUGGUGGGAUUAAGCAGUCCGGUCUUGGUCGUGAAGGAUCAAAAUACGGUAUCGACGAAUAUUUGAACACCAAAUAUAUUAAUUUUGGUGGAAUAUAA
Molecule: messenger RNA, 4512 nt
Organism: Ambispora gerdemannii
Lineage: Eukaryota; Fungi; Glomeromycota; Glomeromycetes; Archaeosporales; Ambisporaceae
Source: the annotation of a GenBank genome assembly